Dovyalis caffra is the source of this 888-nucleotide messenger RNA. The record is from the annotation of a GenBank genome assembly. Lineage: Eukaryota; Viridiplantae; Streptophyta; Magnoliopsida; Malpighiales; Salicaceae.
AUGGGAGAUAGCAAAGCAUCUAACAGUUUCGAUACAAAGCACAAAAUCAAUCAAAGUUCACAAAUAAUGUCUGGAAUGGCUCCAUACUUGUCGUCAUCUUCAUCUUCUUCUUCAAUGAAGAUGUUGAAGAGGAAAGAAGUAGAUGAAGUUAGUGAUGAAUUCUCCGAUUUCUCCCUCUCUGCUCCUGCUCGCAAAAUUCGCCGUCUUGUAUUGGAUGCUGAUUUACCUCCAAUAAUAGAGGAAGAAGAGGGAUCAACGGUGUCAGUUGGGUUUGUUGGAGAAGAGGAGGAGAAGAAGCAGGGAAUGCAAAUAGAGGAGUUGAUGAUGCCUGAAUCAUCGUCAUCAGCAAGUUCUGAUAAUGAAGAGAGGGCUAUUGUUUUAUUCAAGCCUGUUAAUAACCUUCAGUUACUUCAUCGUUCUCCUAAUGAUUUCUCUGUUUCUCUUGAUUCCAAUAUCAUGUCAGGCUUCAAAAAUCAAUUUCUAUGGUCAGGCCGAUCUGGUGAAGUAAAAUCACGUGAGGAAGAAGAAGAGGCAGGUGCUAGAAGGGAUAAUAGCAUGGCUGUGGUCCCUUGGGUUCCUUCUCAAGCUCGGCCUGUUUUUGUAGAAGAGAUGGUGGAUAAUAAUGCUACUGUUCCGCAAACUGAGGGUGUUGUAGAGCUGAUGGAUUCUGAGGAAACGGGAGAAGCAACAAUGGAUAUUGAAGAAGACAGUAAUAAUUACAAUUCUAGCGGAAGUGUAGGGCUAGGGCAAACACAAGGGAAUCAGCAAGUUGGAUUUGGUGGAAUAAGAGCAGGGAGUGAUGGCUUCCCUCAGUGGCAACAACAGCAUUGCAUGAUGCCACAGAUUCCUCAAAACCCCAACCCAACUCCUAUUUCUUGGCUCCAGUGA